ACUUUCAUUUAUUCCAGUACCAAUAAUCACAACUUUCUCCAUAUAUCUACGAACAUUCCAUUUCUCUGAAUUCCAAGUUCCUCACUCUCAAAACCAUCCCAUAUAUAUGGCGGAAUCCGCCGAGACCAAAAAUAUCAUCGACCCCGCCCGGGUGGAAAUUGACACUUCACCGCCGUUCGAGUCCGUUAAGGAGGCCGUCGACCACUUCGGCGGCAGCGGCCAUUGGAUUCCUCCUCACUUAGCUGCUCCGCCCAAUAAGAUCGAAGAGCAUGCAAUGCAACUGGAGAGGGAUCUUAUAAUGAAAGAGCAGCAAACACUCAACGUCUUGAAAGAGCUCGAGUCUGCAAAGAGGUUCGUGGAAGGCCUCAAACUGAAUCUCAUCCCCGACAGCCCCGACCUAAACCCGGACCUCCGCCACGACCAGAGCCCGACAUGGCCCUCGCCCGGCCUCAUGCUCCGCGAGCAGCUGAACCAGGCAAAGCUCAACCUGAGCCGAACGUCAGUUGAUCUGGCCGCAAUCCAAGCCUCGGUUGAAUCCCUCAACAAGAAUCUAAGAAAAGAUCAAAUCAUGCUUCACAAGGCAACCAAGAUUCAAAUGCAAGAGAAUUACCACCACCACCACCACCGCGAAGUCUCUCUAACCGUGUCAAACAACAAGCAGGAAGCGACCUCAUUCGAGGCUGAGCAGUUUAAAAAGAUGACUGAGGCCUCGAGGCACGAGGUCAUGGAGGCAAUGGCCGAAAUAGACCGCACCAAGGACUGCAUCCGGAUGGCCGAGAUGAGGCUCCACGCUGCCAAGAAGAUGGAGGACGCGGCCAAGGCCGUGGAGGCCAUCGCCCUCGCCCGAGCCAACACCACCAACCACCAUCCGUCAUCAAACAUCUGCGAUGGGAUCACGCUCUCCUUCGAGGAAUUCAAAUCCCUAUCCCAGAAGGCUAAGCAGGCGGACCAGCUCAAGUUCAUCGACACUGGGGGUGGCCUUCAGCGGCCACCUCCACCUGUUACAGAGAAAUUCGAGGACCAGAGCAGGUCCUCGGAUUUCUUGGUGAGCAGUAGGAAGGUGGUGGUGGAAGACGAGGUGAUGACGAGGCAGCACGUGUCGCUGAGCCAGAUGCUGAGGGAGCAGAGCAGGGCUAGUGGUGGUGGAGGAGGAGAAGGGAAUGUGCAGAAACAAUACUUCAUGCAGAGGAAGAAAUUUGGGUUUAUUCAAGUGCCUAUUCCUACAAAGCAAUCCAAGAAAAAGAGUAAAUCAUAGUACUAAUGUUUCUACUACUUCUUUGUUUUUUACUAUGUUGAGUGUUUCUUGGGAUUUUUCCAAGUAUUAAUUGUGUAACAUAAUUGGUUGUAUAAUCUUGCCUCUGUUAUUUCCA
Messenger RNA from Salvia hispanica, 1370 nucleotides. RefSeq names its product WEB family protein At2g40480-like. Gene Ontology annotation, cellular component: cytosol. Lineage: Eukaryota; Viridiplantae; Streptophyta; Magnoliopsida; Lamiales; Lamiaceae. The record is from RefSeq and is a predicted model, not a curated record. Gene Ontology annotation, biological process: chloroplast avoidance movement; chloroplast accumulation movement.